Caretta caretta (loggerhead turtle) is the source of this 1575-nucleotide messenger RNA. It is a transcript of the gene SMKR1, whose product is annotated as small lysine rich protein 1. The record is from RefSeq and is a predicted model, not a curated record. Lineage: Eukaryota; Metazoa; Chordata; Testudines; Cheloniidae.
UAGUCUCUAAGGUGCCACAAGUCCUCCUUUUCUUUUUUCUGAGAGAGAAUGUUUCCUUCCCUCUCCAAUCAAAAAUGCAAUUUUGAAACUGCAGGAACUGAGGUUGAUUUUUAAGGGGAAGGGUUGUUAAUUAUAAACUGUAGUAAUUUAACAGAACUAUUGCACAUCUACCACCACUAGGUUCUUUCCCAGUUUGCUAUCUGUGUAACACAGUGAGCUGCAAUUUAGGUCUCUUCCCUCACCCUCUUUCUUAACUCAUUGCACUUCUGAUAUUCAGAUGGUCUCUUACAACACAGGAGAACUCCUGUCUCAGAGCAAAGCUGGAAAUCUUAAGUAGACCUAUGGAGUCAUGAACAACUGGUGUAGAUGAUUCAACCAAUCUGUUCUUGCCAUUUACAAUUAAAACAGUUCUAGCCUACUGUAGUUAUCUGUACAAGACAGAAGGUUUUUUCGGUGGAGCUCAUUUUAUUACCUGUUCCAUUUCCUUUUUGUAAAUGGCCAUAGGGUUGAGGGGGAAUAGAGAGCAAUACUGUGAUAUCUGCAUAGCAUGUAACCCUUUGCAUGAUUUGUAUAUUGCAGGUUCUAUCUUCAGGGCUUCAUGCUGAGUCCAUCAGUUCAGGUCAAUAAAAGGACUUACCAUGGUAAUACAAGUUAAUUUUUUUAAAUGUACAAUUAUAUUUAUUUAUGCAGAACAAUCUGUGAACUAAUUGGGAACUGAGGAGUUCAAAAUUAGAGUAGGAAGGGUGCAUAAACUUGCUUACUAAUUGUUCAGUGAUAGUGUACAUAAUGAAUAGUAAUAAAUGUAUACAAUAUGUCUGUUACAAUCUUGCAGAUGGAUUUCACUACUUCAUACAGUAUUGUAUGAACAUAUUGUGCUGUUGUGUCCCUAUAGUCACUGGUUAAAUAAAUAGCUGAUUUCGCUUUAAAAGAACUGUAUCUCUUCUUUGCCACCAAGUUACACUGCAUCGUUUUCUUCUUGUUCAUCAAACCACGGCUAAGGGAUUUCCAGUGCACUGAAGACUUCAGAAUGUGAAGGGAUGUCGACAUGUUCUUCAUACAGCACUUUUGUUAUAUUACUAAAAAGGCACUUUGAGCAGUGUGUAAGGAAGGCAGGUAAAGGUGGCAAAUCCACACGCAGCAAAUCCAAAGGCUCCCCGAAGAAAACAAAGAAGCCAGUGAGCGAAGUGGAUAUCCUUAGCCCAGCUGCCAUGCUCAAUGCCUACUACAUUUCUCACAAUGCUGCUGCCUGCCUGGAGUUCCGUGGCUUUAACUGGCCUGACUCCCCCAAAAAGAAAGGGAAGAAAGGAAAGUAAUAAUCUAAUGGAUGGAAGGCAAGGGACCCAUGAUACAUCAAGCUUCACCAUGAAAAGGAUUGAAAGCAAACUGAUCACUCAGGUUUUUAACUCUUAAGGUUUGCCAUAAUCACUGUGAAGGCUAGUACUUAAGACACUCUUGUUAUGAUUCGAGCAUAAGAUAGUAAAUGUUAAUUUAAGAUGCUUACUGUACCAGUGUAAUACUGACCAUGGCCGUUUGCCUGCUACUUCUGGCAGCAAAUAAAACAUUGCACCUCUGUGA